AUGUUCAGCGAUCUCCCUGUUGAAUUACUGCAAUGUAUUUUUAUGUUACUCUCUCCUUGUACUGAUUUACUCACAGUACUCAAUGUCUGCAGACGGUGGAGAGAGGUUGGUCAGAGCGUCUUCAAGCUGCGUGAAAGUCUUAGUCUAUCUGCAUUUAAAAUGCAGAGGCCAUUGCAAUGGGUAUCUCCACAGUUAGCUACCUGUACAGAACGUCUCAAACACACAUCUCCAUCCAAGAGGUUUGGAGCAACCAUCAUAUUGAAGGGGCAGUUACUGUAUGUUUUUGGUGGUGCUACGAAGGAACUAACAGCUUUUAAUGAUUUAUGGACCUAUGAUUUAUCCACCUUCAGCUGGCAGCGUCUGAUUGGUAAAGGUGAACUACCAACACCAAGAGCACAUGCUAAAGGUGGUUUUAUUGGAAAUCUUCUUUAUCUAUACGGAGGUUGUCAAAGCUUUCAUAGAGCGGGAUCGGAACAUACGGGCCGUAUGGAUUGGUUAACUGAGUUGAAUAGUUUUGAUAUUUCGACAAUGCAUUGGUCACGUAUGCCGUUAUACGAAGUAAACCACUUAAGUCCUGUAUCACCACCUGCAAUUGCCGGCCAGUCUGGAUGCUUUCUCCCUAAAGGUGGAAUAGGCGAACCUAGUGUAUUGGUUUUAUUCGGAGGAAUGUGUCAAUCUCUUGGAUUGUGCGUUAACUACUUAUUUGUGAUAUCGCCGGAAAAUGGUUGUUGGAUUUCACUUUCUGAUACAACGGAUAAUUGUCAAGGUGACUGGCCAUCUGGGCGCUGUGGUCAUUCAACUUGCGCUCUUGAUUCAAAUAGAAUGCUUUUGUUAUUUGGGAAUUUGGAAUCACCUUUGGCCACUGGUCAUUCUGUGCGUCGACAACAAGGAAUGUCAGUUAAUCCUACUUCGAGUAAUGAUUCUGAAUCAACUUCUAGUACACUUAACUAUCAUGGUCGACCAGCGAGAGAUGUAUGGAUACUUACACGUUGUUCACCAAGUAUUGGUCAAGAAUGGUUUGAAGUCGAUUGGUUCUGGACCAAAGUUCAGUGUUCUGAGGGUAUCCCUGGAUGCCCACCGAUAGACUUUUAUCAUGCAACCGCAGUUUCACUUCCAUAUCGUGAAGACAGUAAGUCACUGUUGUUGACAAAGGACAGUAAUUUUAUUUCUGUACCAAGUGACAACGUUGGUACAAACAACUCAAUUGUACACAAUGUCUAUACUGUUGUUGUCAUCAGUCAACCUACCACAGCAUUGCUGGAUGAGGCAGCUAAACAGCGCAGAUAUUGGCAUCGCAUGAAACUCAACUCCGAGUUAAACAGUGUAACUUUUCAAAAUAAUUCGGUAGGUCAAGAUUCUCGUACGUCAGAUGAUGAUGUCAAUGACGAGGAUGAGGAGCAGCGUAAACAUUCUCAUUCAGCUGAUAUCACUGAUCGUGAAUCGACUGGGAUUUUGCAACUUCCGUCAUCUAGGCGUGCAAAUAACAGACGUGCACGAAGACUUGAAGCUUUAGCUAUUCAAGAACGAAAGCUGUUUGGAACACGUAAUCUGAUCCCUAAUGAAGUUAAUACAUCAUCAUUUGCUCGAUCAUUUUCAUCAAAUCAAAGUUCAUCCAAUCAUAACCAGUAUCCUUCUAAUCACGUAAAACUUGAAUGUACUUAUCGUCCCUUGGCUCUGUAUACACUCAACAUUAUAUACUCUCAUUCUGAUGCAUAUAGUUCUGAAACUAAAAUCCACUUCACAGAAAAUAAAGCUAAAGGUAUUUGGUUGGCACCUGUCAAACAAAAUUAUCUAGAUCUUUAUUCCGCACCACCUGAAUGCUUAGGUUUUUCAUGUGCUUUUGGUCAUGGCUGUUUAUUUCUUUUUGGUGGUUUGACUGACUCAGAUGAUAUUAGACCAAAUGAAAAUGUGAAUACAUUUCACCCAUUAGUUAAUGGAUCGCAAAAUCGUAAUGAUAAUGAUCUAUAUCAACGACACAAUAAUUCAUCAACCUUACAAUCGUCCAGGUCUUCAGUAUUAAAUGAAUCUCUUACACAAGGACAUCUUGUUUCUUGUGUAAAUCAUUCACCAGAUACAAUUUAUCCCAAUCCUUUAGGUACCGCUCAGUUUUUCGUUCUUCGUGCACGUGCACUCGCUGGCACUAUAAUUUAA
Messenger RNA from Schistosoma intercalatum, 2151 nucleotides. The record is from the annotation of a GenBank genome assembly. NCBI's taxonomy places the organism in Eukaryota, Metazoa, Platyhelminthes, Trematoda, Strigeidida, Schistosomatidae.